This is a messenger RNA of Meriones unguiculatus (Mongolian gerbil), 3699 nucleotides long. It is a transcript of the gene Znf25, whose product is annotated as zinc finger protein 25. The transcript has 6 exons. NCBI's taxonomy places the organism in Eukaryota, Metazoa, Chordata, Mammalia, Rodentia, Muridae. Gene Ontology annotation, cellular component: nucleus. The record is from RefSeq and is a predicted model, not a curated record. Gene Ontology annotation, molecular function: DNA-binding transcription factor activity, RNA polymerase II-specific; RNA polymerase II cis-regulatory region sequence-specific DNA binding. The coding region runs from base 208 to 1572 and encodes 454 amino acids. Gene Ontology annotation, biological process: regulation of transcription by RNA polymerase II; central nervous system development.
GAGGGCAGGGGAGGCCGGCCUGAGCCACCGCCUGCGUGACGUGGCGUCCACUCGCCCAGGGUGCCCACUACGUCUGCAUCCGCCCGCUUCUCAGCCUUCUGCAGCGGAGGACGCGGGAUCCCCCGACGCCGCUGUCACCCAGGAGACCCGGAGCUGUGGCAUAUGACUUCUAAAGGGUAGAAGCCCCUUCUAAAAACACAGCGGAAAAUGAACAAGUUCAAGGGACCCGUGACAUUAAGGGACGUUACCAUUGAAUUCAGCAAGGCAGAAUGGAAGCUACUGACCCCUGCUCAGAAGUCUCUGUACAAAGAUGUAAUGUUGGAGAACUACCGUCACCUGGUCUCCGUGGGUUAUCGUGUGGUUAAGCCAAGUGUGAUCUCCAAGUUGAAGAAAGGAAAAGAGCAGGAGCCGUGGAUAUUAGAAUUUCUACAUCGCAACCGUGACAAGCAGCGGAAUGUUCGUGACCCCAAAGCCAAACCCCAGGAACCCCAGGCUGGAACCUCAAGGAAAGGAGAACUCACAAAACGCCGGAAAACCCCCGCCCAGCACGAAAGCUACGACUGUAGCGAGUGUGGAAAGUCCUUCUGCAAGAAGUCGGCCCUCACGGCGCACCAGGAGACACACACCAAGAAGUCCUAUGAGUGCGAGAAAUGCGGGCAGUCUUUCUAUAAGAGCGAGGACCUCACGGUCCACCAGAAAGUCCACACCAGAAAGAAGACCUACCCGUGUAAAGAGUGCAACAAAAUCUUCUACCACCUGUCCUCUCUCACUAGACAUUUGAGAAUCCACGCAGGGGAGAAACCCUAUGAAUGUAGCCAGUGUGAUAAGUCUUUCUACCAGAAGCCACACCUCACGGAGCAUCAGAAAACACACACGGGGGAGAAGCCCUUUGAGUGUAAGGAGUGCGGGAAGUUCUUCUACGUGAAGGCCUAUCUCCUGGUGCACCAGAAGACACACACGGGGGAGAAGCCUUUCCAGUGCAAGGAGUGCAAAAAGUUCUUUUCUCAAAAGUCACACCUCACAGUCCACCAGAGAACGCACACGGGGGAGAAGCCCUACAAGUGCAAGGAGUGCGGGAAGCUCUUCUCUAGGAACUCACACCUCAAAACGCACCAGAGAACUCACACGGGGGAGAAGCCUUACAAAUGCAAGGAGUGUGGCAACCGCUUCUACCAGAAGUCAGCCCUCACCGUGCACCAGCGAACGCACACGGGGGAGAAGCCCUUCGAGUGCAGCAAGUGCGGGAAGACCUUCUACUACAAGUCCGACCUCACCAAGCACGAGAGGAAGCACACCGGGGAGAAGCCCUACGCGUGCGCCGAGUGUGGCAAGUGCUUCUCCGUCAACUCAGUGCUCCGAUUACACGAGAGGACGCACACGGGGGAGAAGCCCUACGAGUGCGAGGUGUGUGGGAAGUCCUUCUCUCAGAAGUCGCACUUCGUCAUCCACGAGCGGAAGCACACGGGGGAGAAGCCCUACAAGUGCCAGGAGUGCGGGGAAACCUACAUCCAGAAGUCACAGCUCACGGCGCAUCAGAAGACACACGCCAAGAAAGGGAAAGCCAGCAAGUAGGGCGGGUCCAGGAACGCGUGUUUUCUGCUCUGGUCCACACAGGAGGAAAACCUUCCAAGUAGUGAGGAAAAACUGUCAGCCAUGUUUUUCUGGGUUUUGUUUUUUUGUUUGUUUUUGCUUUUUCUGUAUAGAAACAUCAGCAAAUGCACAGAAAGAAAUUUUGCGAUGUCAUUAGGGAGAACUUUAUAGUAUGGUUGACUUUCAUAAGUGUCAGGUGGCAGAAACUGUGAACACUGUAAAACAUGAAGGAAACCGUUUCUUUCAGAAGUUACCGUGUAGAUGCCAUAUAGAAAUAACUCCGGGCAGAACUCCAGUAAUUAAGCGAAUUUCCAGAAGCUUCCAUCAUAGCGCGGCACAUAGCACACCACCCAUUCAGUCCACCGUGAGGAAUUCUCAUGCGUGUCUCUUCACAGUUGGACUCAUCUUAAAAAUAUGAGAGAAAUAGCACAUAGAUGCAGCAGGCACAGAAGCCUUGUCAAGAACGCACCCAUCACUGAAUGUUACUCAUAUUAAUACUUUAAUCAUACCUACAUAGGUAUUUGAAAUAUCUUCACACUAUUAAUCAUGUUGCCAGGGUCCAAGGUUGUUUUUUUACUUCCUAGAGAAACAAACCAACCAACCCAAACCAGAAACCAAUAAAUAUCCCAUAUAUCAAAGCUAUUGAAAGAGCAACAAUAAGAAAAGAAACAUCAUUAAACAAAGAAGUCUUUUAAUAGGCAGGAUGUAGGUGUGCGUGUUUGUGUGUAUCUACAAAACACAUUUCUAAAUGUGUGGUUUGCACCUGGAACCCACUGUGGUUGUUCCUGAGCGCAGCAGCUGUAAUUGACAGUGAUUCUCACUGGCAGGAUUGUUACUGUAGCUGUGUUGGUGUAUACUUUAAAUGCAUAAACCGUCUUUUCACCUCUCUCCUUGUGCUUACAAAUGGGGUCAGCCACUGUUCCUAAAUGGACCCCUCAAAAGAAACAAUGUUUUUGUAAUUUUUUCGGCUGUACUGUGAGCGGCUGGACUCUGGGUCGGGGAUGCCUUUGAGCAGCCGCUGCCCCUGCGGCAGCAGUAUUCACUUUUCUUGUUGCAGAUGUGCAGCAGUGGUGUCUGUGUUUGUGUUGCGUAUGAAAAACACCUCAUGGUUUUUCCUUCCUGUUCUUGGUAGCAGAGGCAACGUGGCCACUGGCUGAAAGUGAGACUUUUGGCCCCCCACUUCCUUGACCCAGAUCCCAGCAUGCCAUGGGACUCCACUGUGCCUAAGCUUCUUUCUCCGUGACAGUAAUGAUAGAAACAUCCUAAAAUUACCUUGAGGUUGAAAUAUGUUCCUAUUUUAAAACUCUUAGAACAGUGUGUGUGAAACAUAAGAACUCAGCGUUAGGUAUUACUUCCGUUAAUUUUCAUUCCCUGACUCACACAGUGAAAAGGUUGGGAACAGUAUUUAUCUCCCACCUUGUUGCUGUUAGUGCCUUGACUUUAUUUGGCUGUGUAUCUCCCCGUGGUGGCUCGGGAGCAGAUCCUGAGUAGGCAAGGCCUGGGGUUGGUGCCCUGUAGUCCGUCGGCCAGAUCCAUAGCCCAUUUUUUUAUAGCCUGUAAGCUGAGAUUAGUUUUAUAUUACUUAAUUAUUGCAAAAGUUAAGUAUUUUGUGAGACAUGAAGGUUGUAGGAAACAAAACUUCAGUGUCUACAAACGGAGCAGUUUGAGAACACUAAUACAAACCCGUUCAUUUGCGUUCUGCCGGUGGCUGCCUUGGCGCUGCGCUGGCAGAGGGAAGAGCAGACCACGCGGCCAGUAGAGCCUAAGACUGUGAUGACUCAGCACUUUACCACAUGGGUUUCUGUUACUCCGAGCUGCCCACACUGCAGCCAGUCCUGAGCCCACUCUUACAGAUGUUCUGUUUGCCAAACAUGGUACAGCAGUGUGUGUGGGGGGGUGACUUCUGUGAAGUAUGUUUGUUUUGUGCAUUGUAUUUCUAUGUGGAAAGAGCCUAGGCUUAGAAGUGUUUUUCCCAAAGAAAUGUGUUGUUGCUGUUUUUUUUUUUUUUUUUUUUACUUAAUGGUUACAACGUCAAAACAAAUCUCCUGAUGAAAUGUAACGCGUAUGUGAAAGAAACAUUGCCUCAAUUAAAUGGAAUUGAAUUUUCAA